GCGGCGGAGGCUUCGGCCGGGCUGGGCUUGGAGCUGGAGUCGUCGACGUCGAGUUGCUUGAGUUGUCGGCUAGUCCUACGCCCGUACGGUUUCGUUGCACCGAGCCUCAGAGCCCCGCAGCGUCCAGCGUCGUCGGGCUCCGCGGGGAACGCGUCCGCCAGCCUCUGUCGCCGUCAGCCCGCCAGCUAGGGCAGCUUGAUCCUUGCCACGCCGCGUCCCGCGUCGCGCCGCGCCGGAGCAGCGCCGGGGAAGUGACAGUGACUCCAACGAACGCGAGGGAUGGGUUGCUGAUCGAUCGCUUCGGUUUAGGGUUUCGGGUUUCGGGUGCGCGGCUUUGCAAGUUCGCACGGAGGUUGUGCGGUCGAGUGCAGUGGACGCCACGCGACCUGCGAGCAACAUGCGCUGGAUGUCCUGCUUCGAGCACCGCCACCACCUGCACACGAUGUGGCCAGCACUGGUGGCGCUGGUGGUGGCGUCCGCGUCCACGACGUCGGCGGAGUGCACCCCCGGGGCGGGCCACGGCCUCAAGUACCUCUGGGGCGACGCCAUGAACGACCCACUCAACUGCAUCGGCCCCAGCGGCAACCCCUACCCGACGGCGGCGAUCGCGCGGUCGUGGGGGCGCGGCCACAGCGGCUCCUGGACGUCGGGGCUGUGGUCCGGGUCGGCGCGGACGGGGCGGGCGUCGGGGCUGCAGGCGCCCACCACCAUCGACCCGCGCCUCACGCAGCAGGCGCUGCUGCGCCACUACGAGAUCAGCAACAGGGAGCCCGAGCUGGAGCUGUCGGCCCGGACCGGGCGCAGCGGCUACAGCCAGAGGGACGCCUGCCCGUCCGCGUCGCCGUCGCGGCUCUGCAAGACGCGCUACAACACCACCGCGCCCAUGUACGGCGUGUCGCUUACGUCGGGGCAGCCCGUCACCAUCGUACAGAAGUUCCCGGACCUCCUGCAGCAGGUCGUGUUCGAGGUUUGCGAGUCGAGCGAGUGCGACGUGGUGCGCGGCGAGUGCACGCAGACCUACGUGCCCUACCUGUUCCUGGUCAUCCCCCUGGGUCCCGUGACCCUCACCGGCCAGGACUACGUCCUCGUCGAGAGCGGCUGCGUGUGCCGGCCCAAGAGCGGCUCCGGCUCCUCGUCGGCCGCGGAGCCCCCACAGUCCGCGCCCCCACCCCCCGGCCCCUGAGGGGUCCCUGAGGGGUCGGGAGAGCCGCCAGCCCAGGCCCUGAGGGCCGCCCUGAGGGCCGCCCUAGGGGGCCGCCGGGGCAGACUGCUACGCUGUGAUGUUCGGAAGCGAGGCGCGCCGUCAGACAUGGACCAAAAAGCUAAACGCGCGCCGAGGGCGCCAUAACGCACGCCUCGUCGCUUUUGUGUGUGUGUGUGUGUGUGUGUGUGUGUGUGCGCGCAAGCGUCUGUGUGAGUGAAAGGAGACAUCCGUGUCGAAGCGCAGCGCCAGCAGUGAGAGAGUGAGACGACGAGUGGCGCCCGCUGGCGCGGUCGUAGCCAAGCAGCGCACGCCGAGGAAGCCGAGGACAAAGACAAGCCUUCAAUUGGCGGCGAGUGGCGGCGCCACAGGACGAGCAAAGGAGAGAAAAGAUAGAAAAACGAAAACGAAAACGAGGAACAGGUCGUUCAAGUGGAAGGCACCGCGUGAGAGGUUCGCCUCACCGCGGACCGCGGAGUGAGUGCCCAGUGCCCCCUGCCCCGCCCCGGCGGUGUAUAAGCCAGCCGCCCGGCCUGGCUAGGGCCUGGCCGCGCUCCGCGAAAAGUGUUCAGCUCUGUUGGGUACAAGUACACAUUGCACCAAUCUAUUGAAAAAUUGGCCGGCCCUUUGGCACAGCUCAAUUGUAGGGCUCUGGUUAUUGGUUGUGGGUUGGGCUCAGCUCUCGCGGUAAAUUGCAGUCAGGACAAAUCCGGGUGAUGGGAAAGCGCCUUUCCAAAGGCGAACUCACAUUUUGCGUCUACAGAUGAAAAAUAAAUAAAGUGCUGAACAUUUUUCGGGAGCUCUGAAGCGACCUGAGCGAAGUUGUUAGUCUAAGCGCGCAGGAGUCCCUAUGUGUAUAUUUAAUUGUGUGAAUGUGUGCGUGCGCGUGAGUGGAUGAGAUGACUGCCUACGUUAAUGAAUUAUUAUAAGAUGAAUGGUGCGCUGUACUUAGUUCUUAACAGGCUUUUAUUUAUUUUUGUGCUGAAAGAUGUAGACGGCUCGUCGUGUUGCUUGACCAUUGUCACAGCCCCAACGGCUACAUGUAGUACCUAGAAACUGUAAUGAAUAUUUAUGUGAUAAAAGGAAAGGACCAUUUGAGUCACAUUAUGCGGACCCGGUGGGAUGUUAGUUUUCAGACCCAUGAAAAUCAAACAAUAACAUUAUACGGUGGCAAGACGGGCGUACAUCAUUGCACGCUAUCUCACUUUCAUCAAAAGAGAUGAGUGUUAUCUGCAGAGUUGAAGUUUUCUGUUUAAAUUCUAGUGAAUUCGUAGCGAGGAAAGGAAAGUCAUGGUGCUUCAACAUGUGAAUGUUACAAGAGCUGUUAAUAAAGCAAUUGGUGAGAUUUUUGCGGA
This is a messenger RNA of Thrips palmi, 2556 nucleotides long. RefSeq lists its product as uncharacterized. The coding region runs from base 398 to 1183 and encodes 261 amino acids. NCBI's taxonomy places the organism in Eukaryota, Metazoa, Arthropoda, Insecta, Thysanoptera, Thripidae. The record is from RefSeq and is a predicted model, not a curated record. The transcript is spliced from 4 exons.